AUGGAGGAUUAUUUUAAAUCAAGAAAAACUAAAAAGAGACAAGUUAUUUUCCAAGAAGGGGACACAGCUGAAGAAGUAUACUUAAUACAAGAAGGGGAAUUCAGCUUAUUCAAAGCUUUUACUAUUUCUAUCACAUCUUCUAGAGCAUUCCCUGAAAAUUCUCCACUCAAAACAAAGAAUAUUUCUAAACAAAGUCCAAUUUCAAUCCUUUCUAAAGGAACGAUGUUUGGUGAAGAAGAAAUUACUUCAGGUGGUGAAGCUAGAAGAAAUACAACAUGCAUGUGCACAUGGAUCAUGGAUUAUUGCUUGUUAUUAGUAAAGAAAAUUUCCAAAAACAUAUAGCGCGUGCUCCCCUAUAGAUUUUCAAGGAAAAUGCCUUUCAAAGAAAAAAAUUAUUUAAAAUUCCAAAAAAAUUCUAAAAAGUCAAAUAUCAAUUUAAAAAUGCCAUUAUAUAUGUCCUAUUUGUCAAUUUAAAAAUUGACUUUCAGAUUUUUCAUUAAUUUAAAGACUAAAUAUUUUAUAUAAAAGCACUUGUCCUCAGGGAUCUAAAAUGAGGCUUGUGCUAUAUCUUGAAAAAUGAUGAUGCAAUUGAUUUUAUAA
Messenger RNA from Blepharisma stoltei, 600 nucleotides. The record is from the annotation of a GenBank genome assembly. NCBI's taxonomy places the organism in Eukaryota, Ciliophora, Heterotrichea, Heterotrichida, Blepharismidae.